Dendrobium catenatum is the source of this 2007-nucleotide messenger RNA. RefSeq lists its product as uncharacterized. The coding region runs from base 78 to 1775 and encodes 565 amino acids. The transcript is spliced from 4 exons. Gene Ontology annotation, molecular function: starch binding. Gene Ontology annotation, biological process: regulation of starch metabolic process; starch metabolic process. The record is from RefSeq and is a predicted model, not a curated record. NCBI's taxonomy places the organism in Eukaryota, Viridiplantae, Streptophyta, Magnoliopsida, Asparagales, Orchidaceae. Gene Ontology annotation, cellular component: starch grain; chloroplast stroma.
AACAAAAGCGCAAUCUCGCACUAUUGGAAGUCUCACUGCGCCUCCACUCGAUCACCGUCGUCGUCGGCGACGACGAGAUGUCGGCACACUUUACUGCCUUCGCGCGACCUAACUUCUUUUGCAUGUCGUUCCACCCAUGGCGUUUUGACGGAGAGAGGUUUAGUCGCUCCAUCAUCAGGGCCUCCUCCCCCCCUUCCUCCGAUGUCGGUGAUUCAUACCUCCAUAUGUGGAAGAAGGCGGUGGAGCGCGAGCGGAAGUCCCAGGAAUUCAUCAAGCUCGCCGAAGGCUCUAAAGAGCCGCCUCAUGUGGUGGUGGAAAACAAAGAGACGGUGGAGCAGAAGACGGAGCUCUUCAACAAGAUCCUUGAGGUUCCCAAAGAGGAAAGAGAUCGCGUGCAGCGCUUGCAGGUCAUCGACCGCGCUUCUGCCGCCAUUUCGGCGGCUCGAGCCUUCCUGAGGGAUUCGCCUCCACCUAAGCUUCCCUCGGAUGAGCCACAUGGAUCGAAAUCCGAUGGUGGCUUAGGUCGUCGUGAAGUGGUGAGGGAAAUCGUAGUAUCAGUUCCUGAGAAUCAAGGAACUUCUGGGAGGGGAACUCCAGGUCCAGAUUUUUGGUCAUGGUCUCCCCCAGUUGAUAACAGAAGUCAAUUGAGUGAUAAUGCCACAAGCUUACAUCCAUCCUCACAAUUAAAUCCACCUCCAAAUGCAUCUUAUUCUGUCAUGGAAAUGGAGCUGUCUGCUGAUAUCUUGCCGCUUCCUUUUGAGAGUACUUUACUUGAGAACCAACACGUACCUCUGCUUCCACCUCUUCAAUCAGUUGUGGAGGUUGAAAAGGCAGAGACUGAAUCUUCCACUGAUUUAGCCAUGGAAGCUAAUCAAGAGAAGCUUGAGGUGGUCUUUUCAAGAAAUGCAGCAGAGGCCGCAGAAGCCCUUGGUAAGAGCAAUGACGGGGCAACCCAUGGAGUAAAUCUUGAUGGUUCUAAGUGGUGGAGGGAGUCAGGUGUGGAUCAAAGGGUAGAUGGAGUGGUUUGCAAGUGGACACUGAAUCGGGGAGUUAGUGCAGAUGGAACAGUUGAAUGGGAGGACAAAUAUUGGGAGGCCUCUGAUCAAUUUGACUAUAAGGAGCUUGGCUCGGAGAAAUCUGGACGUGAUGCCAAUGGAAAUGUUUGGCGUGAAUAUUGGAGAGAACUUAUGCGGCAGGACCUUAGUAGUGGCCUUACUAAUUUUGAGAAAACUGCCGACAAGUGGGGUAAGAAUGGAAAAGGUGAUGAAUGGCAAGAAAAAUGGUGGGAGCAUUAUGAUGAUUCUGGGCAAACUGAGAAAUGGGCACACAAAUGGUGCUGCAUUGAUCCCAAUACAAAUUUAGAGCCGGGCCAUGCACAUAUUUGGCAUGAGAGGUGGGGUGAGAAUUAUGAUGGCAAAGGAGGUAGUAUAAAGUACACCGACAAAUGGGCCGAGCGAUCGGAAGGCGAUGAUGGCUGGUCAAAAUGGGGAGACAAAUGGGACGAGCACUUCGAUCCUGACGGACACGGCGUAAAGCAAGGGGAGACAUGGUGGGAAGGAAGCAAUCGGGAUCGGUGGAACCGAACAUGGGGAGAGCAGCACAAUGGAACUGGUUGGGUGCACAAAUAUGGGAAGAGCAGCUCAGGUGAGCACUGGGAUACUCAUGUGCAGCAGGAUACAUGGUAUGAGAGAUACCCUCACUAUGGCUUCCACCAUUGCUUCGAGAACUCGCCGCAACUCCGAGCCGUUCGAAAGCCGCCUUUCCAGGCUUCUUAGGAGAACACUUUUGAUGUUUAAUCCUAUAUAUGGUUUAUAUGUGAUGGAUUCUCUCAUCAAAUUCUUGUUUAUUGUAGUUUUUGAAUAUUUUACAGUUGAUCUUAGCUUGUGAUCUAUUUUAGUCAUACUAAUUCUAUUCAAUAACUCUAUUUAAUGGUAUAAAUAUUUGAUUUCUACUGUAAAAAUUCUGUAAAAUUGGAUGGUUUAAAAGAGGUGUAGAAAUUGGCAGCAA